Molecule: messenger RNA, 4407 nt
Organism: Galeopterus variegatus (Sunda flying lemur)
Lineage: Eukaryota; Metazoa; Chordata; Mammalia; Dermoptera; Cynocephalidae
Gene: CDC50A
Product: transmembrane protein 30A
Exons: 7
Coding region: 108-1193 (361 amino acids)
Biological process (GO): phospholipid translocation
Cellular component (GO): Golgi apparatus; plasma membrane; endoplasmic reticulum
Source: RefSeq, a predicted model, not a curated record
GGAGGUGGUGGCGGCAGCAGCGGCGCCUGCGCAUCUACUGUCAGGGUCAUCAGGCGGGUCCCCUCGGCGGUCCACCUGCGCGUCGCGGAGCCGCGCCCUGGGGGUCGAUGGCGAUGAACUAUAGCGUGAAGGAUGAAGUGGACGGUGGGCCCCCGUGUGCUCCUGGGGGCACCGCUAAGACCCGGAGGCCGGAUAACACGGCCUUCAAACAGCAGCGGCUGCCUGCUUGGCAGCCCAUCCUUACGGCUGGCACGGUGCUACCUACCUUCUUCAUCAUCGGCCUCAUCUUCAUCCCCAUUGGGAUCGGCAUCUUUGUCACCUCCAACAACAUCCGCGAGAUCGAGAUUGAUUAUACCGGAACAGAGCCUUCCAGUCCUUGCAAUAAAUGUUUGUCUCCGGCUGUGACACCUUGCAUUUGUACCAUUAACUUCACUCUGGAAGAGUCAUUUGAGGGCAAUGUGUUUAUGUAUUAUGGACUAUCUAAUUUCUAUCAAAAUCAUCGUCGUUAUGUGAAAUCUCGAGAUGAUAGUCAAUUAAACGGAGAUUCUAAUGCUUUGCUUAAUCCCAGUAAAGAGUGUGAGCCUUAUCGAAGAAAUGAAGACAAACCAAUUGCUCCUUGUGGAGCUAUUGCCAACAGCAUGUUUAAUGAUACAUUAGAAUUGUUUCUGGUUGGCAAUGACACUUAUCUUACACCUAUUCCUUUAAAAAAGAAAGGUAUUGCUUGGUGGACAGACAAAAAUGUGAAAUUCAGAAAUCCCCCUGGAGGAGAAAACCUGGAAGAACGAUUUAAAGGUACUACAAAGCCAGUUAACUGGCUUAAACCUGUAUAUAUGCUGGAUUCUGACCUAGAUAAUAAUGGAUUCAUAAAUGAGGAUUUUAUUGUUUGGAUGCGUACUGCAGCAUUACCUACUUUUCGUAAGUUAUAUCGUCUUAUAGAGCGGAACAGUGACUUACAUCCGACAUUACCAGCUGGACGAUACUAUUUGAAUAUCACAUACAAUUACCCUGUACAUUCUUUUGAUGGACGAAAACGGAUGAUCUUGAGUACUAUUUCAUGGAUGGGAGGAAAAAAUCCAUUUUUGGGGAUUGCUUACAUCGCUGUUGGAUCCAUCUCCUUCCUCCUGGGAGUUGUACUGCUAGUGAUUAAUCACAAAUAUAGAAACAGUAGUAAUACUGCUGACAUUACCAUUUAAUUUUAUAUUGUCAAAACAAAUCUACUGCAUGUGCAUCAAGGCCAGUCCUAUUCAACAUAGCUUUUGAAUGCUGAUGUCUGGUUAGUAUGUCAUUUUGAAAUUGACACAUUUUUUUUUUAAACAGUCUUUUUCUUUUGCUUCUUCCCUAAGGAUGACUUAUGAAAAUAUAUGACGGGUAUAAAAAAUUAACUGUAUUGAUCAUAUCAACACUGUAACUGUUGAAAUGGCAUUCUAAUGUUUGCUUUUUAUUGGGACAAGCCACAUGAUGCAUAGAGCCUCUUUCAUGUGAAAUGUAUCUACUGCUUAAAAGUUUAUGCUGUGUUGAUAAUAUUAUAUUGACAUAUGAUGCUGUAUAUGUGUGCCUGUAGUGUAAAGAAAGGGUUUACACGAUUGAGUGUAAUGACUUGCUAACUUUUCAGGAUUCAGAGUUACAGAAACAUGAAGAAAGACCAAAUCUAAAUAAAACACUUCCAUCAUUUUCAUGUGUCGUGUGUAAAGGCUUAAAGUACUAUCUUUGUUGAGGUGGUUCAUGUACUCAAUUUAUCCAGUACAGUGCUUUGUUAAACUUAGGUUGAUUUCAAAGGACAUGCUUACCUUGUCUGUCAUAGGAAUUAAUCCUCAUGUCUAAAGAGGUCAGGUAGAUCUCAGGUAGGAGAAUUUAAAAUUCCUCUUUCAAUUUGGUUAAAAUGUUAUAUAUAGUCAAGAACCUCAACUCACUUGAAAUGUUUUUACAUGUGAUCAUUUCCCUUGAAGCUUAUGCUUCUUAAGGGAAGAAAGAGUACAGGUGAGAUGGGAAAACUGCUUGGCAGGCCUUCAUCUUCUGCCUCAACUGUAAAUCAGAUGUAAAUGCUCAAAGGAGACUGUUUUCAUUUGUGUGGUAUUUAACAUUCAGAAAAUUACUUCAGCAUUGGGAAUACCUCAAGUUGUUUUUAUUUUGCAGGUUAGUGUUUUGACUUAAGUGCUAAUAUUAUAUACCAGAAAUUUUUGAAAACGGUAACCUUAAUUUCCUCUGUAUUUCAUUAAUUUUUGCAUAUAGGUCAAAUAUGGAUGUGUAUGCACAUUCUCUUUAGUUUAUGGUACCAAUUGUUUUGGUUGGUUUUCUUAAGACAUGGUUUAAAAAGAUGUUCUGUAAGUUUCCUAAUUAAAUUCUGGGGUUUUGGAGUAUGUACAUGAUAAAUUAUAUAUGGUUGAAGUUAUUUUAUUUUCCGCUAACUGGAAUUAUUUUAAUAUUCCUUAUUGAAUAAACAUAGUAAUUUGCUAUGGAACUUAUUCUUAAAGUGAAUGUAAACUUAUUUUUCCACAUGCAUGAAAAUGAAUGUAUUAAUCAGAGGUGGCUUAAUUGCACUGAAAUUGCUUUUUUUUUUUCUGAAAUAACUCAUGUUUGUGUAGAACAAUGCUUAUUCAGAAUUUGUAAUGAUUUUUCAGUUAUUUUAAAUCAAGAUCCAGGUAAUGUAUCAGUUUUGAUUAAUAUAUGCUUUUUUGAAAAACAGAAAACAAUGUAAUGGUUAAUAGUAGAAAUGUGCCACACUUUUAAAUUUUGUAUAACACAUAAAAUUCAGUUAAAGGAACCUGUAAUUAAUGAUAACUUUUAACGGGUGAAAACAUUACUUGCAUGAGGUACUUGAUGUAUUGUUAUCCUGAAAUUUCUGAGUACAUAGAGUGUUCUUUGUCUAAAAAUAUUGUUUUGUCUGUCCUUCAGAAUGUUAUUUAUUCUGAUAAUUGUCCCUCUUGCACAUGGCAGUUUAUUUUGUAAAUACAUCAUUGAGGAAGAGGGGUUUCUUCUAGUCUUUCCAGAUUGAGUCUGUGCUGUUUAAGAACUAUAUCCUGCAUCUCUUUUUCUAAUUGGAGGACCAAGGGUGCUGCUAAAGAAAAGUUGAAGAGCCCUUCCAACACUUUCUCAUCUGUGGAGAAGAUGGAAUCUUAAAAUACAUUUGGAGUUUUAUCUAUUUUACAAGUACAUUGAUGGCCUAAGUUCCUCCCUGUCUUCUGCCAUUUGAGCUGUAAGGGAUUCCUGUUGUAAAUGUGAAGAAUAUAGAACAUUCAUAUGUUCUCUGUGAAGCAGGGGGAGGGGGGGCAUUUCUUUCUUACAGGCUUUUUGCUCAUCUUUUGGAAACAUUGAUGUCAUAUUUAUCUUUCAAAGAAUCAUUGCAUUUUAUGGCAACUAGGUUAAGUAGAAGGCAUUGAAGAAUGCAUUAAUUUGCAGGAAGCAUUUUGACAAUUUAAAAGUUUCCUAAUUGGAGGAAUUAUUCAGUUAGUAAAAGCUAAGAAAUUUCAUUGAAAUCAUAAGGCAUUUUAAGAAUAAAUUGGUAAAAAUAAUUGUGUACUACCUAAUAAUCAUUCAAUUAAGAGAAGAGUCAAAUGAGAUUUAUUGGUUACUGACAGAGUUUAUUUGUAACCUUGAUUAUAUUAAAAGAUAACAUUGAUUAUAUUAAAGGAUAACGUUCUGUUAGUAUGUUCUAUAUUAAUAAAGAUGAAUAAAAUUAAUUUUGCUAUGUUCAAGUGUCUUGCUAAAGUAACAAUACCCCAGUAUUGUUGCUAAUGUUUAGCACUAAAUUUUAACCCAGGGUGAGUCCAGGUUUUAACUUCUCCAUGCCUAGAUUUGACAGAGUGUCAAAUUAAUUACCAUAUUUGUUUAAUUAAUUAUCAUAUUUGUAUUUUAAUCACUUGGACAUUAUUAACUGCAAGAUUUAUCUAUAUUAUUCAGAAACAUCCGUUCUUAUCAGGAAGUGGUCAGAUUGUCACCUGAGUUAUAGACAGACUGGCUAAGUUUGGUUUUAGUUCAGGUGCUGGGGAAUGUCUGGUAAAAAGAAAGAGAGGCAAGGAUGUUGAAAAUAACAAAGCCGGGUGCACAGGAAAUGGAAAGCCUGACUAGUCAGGAGAAGCAUCUGAGAGGUAGGUUUAAUGAAUGCUGUUCAGCCUGCUACCUCCUGUCUUCAUGGAAACGUUGCCUUAGGAUUAUUGUAUAGCACAUCUUUGUUGGUUCAGUCGUUAAGUUUUGUUCUUCCUGAACAUGGCUGUUUUGAGGGGAGGGUGGAGGGAGUAAGGCAGUGUUGCUGUUACAAGAAUUUUGCUGCAUAAGUAUCUAUUGUAGAGUUUGGAUGACCUAGUAGUGUUUCAGAACCCCUUGUUAGCUCACACCAUUCAGUAAACAUAAAAAUCAUAUUUUUCCUAAUGUAAUUUGAAAUUUCAAAUAAAUACCUUGUUUAAAACCAAA